AUGUGGUGGGUUAGGUGCUCAAACCUUCAAGUUCUCUCUAUUAAGAGCAGCCCUAAUGUUACAGAUGAUUCCAUGAUUAACAUUGGUCAUGGGUGCCCCAAGCUUAGGGAACUUGACAUUAGCUAUUGCUAUGAAAUAUCUCAUGAGUCUUUGGCUUUGAUUGGAAGGCACUGUCCUAACCUCAAAAUUCUGAAAAGGAACCUGAUGAAUUGGUUGGAUCCUUCCCAACAUGUAAUUGUCCCAACUGAAUAUCUGAAUGCCUGUCCUCAAGAUGGAGAUUCAGACGCUGCUGCAAUUGGAAAAUUUAUGCCACAGUUACUGCAUCUUGAACUUCGGUUUUCCAAGUUAUCAGCCAAAGGGCUUGCUUUAAUUUCUGAGCGGUGUUUGAACCUCGAAUAUUUGGACCUAUCUGGUUGUGCAAACGUGACUAGCCGUGAUAUUGCAAAUGCCACGUCUAAUUUAAAGAAUUUGAUUAAUAUCAAGAAGCCCAAUUUCUAUAUCCCUAGGUCAGUCUUUCACACUGACAGGUAUGGCCACUGGAGGUUGUAUGAUGAGCGAUUCCAGACGGAUGUUUUCCGAAUUUGA
Ilex paraguariensis (yerba mate) is the source of this 585-nucleotide messenger RNA. Lineage: Eukaryota; Viridiplantae; Streptophyta; Magnoliopsida; Aquifoliales; Aquifoliaceae. The record is from the annotation of a GenBank genome assembly.